Molecule: messenger RNA, 2250 nt
Organism: Cheilinus undulatus (humphead wrasse)
Lineage: Eukaryota; Metazoa; Chordata; Actinopteri; Labriformes; Labridae
Product: heterogeneous nuclear ribonucleoprotein L-like
Exons: 13
Coding region: 103-1674 (523 amino acids)
Biological process (GO): regulation of RNA splicing; mRNA processing
Cellular component (GO): nucleus
Molecular function (GO): mRNA binding
Source: RefSeq, a predicted model, not a curated record
AUCUUUGAAGCCACCUCAGAGAGAGAGAGAGAGAGAGAGAGAGCGAGAGAGAGAGAGGUCUCUUCCUCUGUCACAUCAUAAAUCCUCUUCAGUGAGUCAGAGAUGGAGGAGAGAGCAGAGCGAGGAGCAGAGCAGCACGCGGCCAAACGGCUCCGUACGGAGGAGGAGGAGGAGGAGGAAGAGGAGGAGGAGGCAGGGAGAGGAGGACGAGAGAGGAAGAGGAGAGGAGCCCAGGAUGUUUUGGGGGAGACUUACCGACUCCCUCCGUCUCCGGUGGUCCACGUUCGAGGACUCUGUGACGCCGUGGUGGAAGCCGAUCUGGUGGAGGCGCUCGACAAGUUCGGCAACAUCCGCUACGUGAUGAUGAUGCCGUUUAAGCGCCAGGCUCUGGUGGAGUUCGACAGCAUGGAGAGCGCCCAGCGCUGCGUGUCGGUCGCUACCCGUGAGGCGGUGUGCAUCGCCGAGCAGCGGGCCUUCUUCAACUUCUCCACCAGCCAGAGGAUCACCAGACCGACCAACGCCGACGACCCAACGGGGGCGAACAAAGUCCUGCUGCUGUCCAUCCAGAACCCGCUGUACCCCAUCACCACCGACGUCCUGUACAACGUCUGUAAUCCUGCUGGUAAUGUCCAGCGCAUCGUCAUCUUUAAACGCAACGGCAUCCAGGCCAUGGUGGAGUUUGAGUCAGUGGAGGAUGCUCAGAAGGCCAAGCUGGCUCUGAACGGCGCCGACAUCUACGCCGGCUGCUGCACGCUGAAGAUGGAGUACGCUCGGCCCGAAAGACUGAACGUCAUCCGCAACGACAACAACAGCUGGGAUUACACCAAACCCUUCCUCCUGCACCCAGAGCGAGGAGCAGGGAGGAAGCGUCAGGCCAUCCUGGGAGAACAUCCCUCCAACGGCUAUGGCCCACACUGCCCCCUGCUGCCUGCUCCAGCUAACAGCAGGUUCAGGAGGAGCGGUGAGGAGGUGCAGGACCUCAUCACUUACCCGCUGCUCUUUCCUAAGUCCUCCUCUUCCUCCUACCCCCGUCACGCUGCCUCCAGCUCCGUCGCCAUGGUGAGCAGCCUCCAUCCUACCAAGAUGAACUGCAGCCGCGUCUUCAACCUCUUCUGUCUCUAUGGUAACGUGGAGAAGGUGAAGUUCAUGAAGAGCGUCCCCGGCACGGCGCUGGUGGAGAUGGGAGACGAGUAUGCCGUGGAUCGAGCCGUGACGCACCUCAACAGCGUCAAGGUGUUUGGAAGAAAACUCAACGUCUGCGUGUCCAAGCAGCACGCCGUGAUCCCCAGUCAGGUGUUCGAGCUCUCCGAUGGCAGCAGCAGCUACCAGGACUUCAGCCUGACCAGGAACAACCGCUUCAACAGCACGCAGAGCGGCAGGAACAUCAUCCAGCCGCCAGCCGCCAUACUGCACUUCUACAACGCCCCGCCCUCGCUAAGCCAGCAGCAGCUUCAUGACCUCUGCACUGAUCACAACGUCCCCGGCUUCACCAAGUUCAAGAUCUUUGAUGCCAAAUCAGCCACCUCUAAGACUCUGUCCGGUCUUCUGGAGUUUGACAGUAAAUUUGAGGCUGCAGAUGCUCUGACUGUCCUCAACCAUCACCAGAUGAGGGUACCAGAAAGCUCGACCCCGUUCACCCUGAAACUCUGCUUCUCCACGUCCUCACACCUCUGAUCGUCCACCGGAGAGAUCGCCGCACCGCCACAUGCCGACCCUCCAGGACAAUCUCAGAGGAACCCUGGUCCUUUAAAACGAGGAGAACGAGGAGUCCGUGGAGGGCUGGGUCUAUCCUGUUCUUUGAGUGUGUUCAUCUUGUUUCUUUAAACAGGAAGUGAUGAGCCAUUUUCAAAAUAAAAGCAUGUUAAUGAUUUUGAGCUGAGUCCUUUAAAGCGGUUUUUAUUUCAGUGAAUGGCGUGGACGUCCCCGAAGGAUAUCUGCUCCUUAGGUCGAGUUUAAAGAUCUUCAUCAUCAACAGAUGCCUCUUUAUUCUCUGGAAUAUUCUGCACAGAAUCAGCUGGUGAUCUGGAAACAGUGAGGCUAAUGUUUGAAGAUAUGUGACGUUUAUUUCACCUCAGGGAGGAAUCAGAUUUACCGUAGAACUCCCACACAUCAGGACACAUCGACAUAUUUUAUCAUGGAGCAGUCUGAGAGUGUUUCUGUUUCUCCAAUCCUCCAUAUUCAUCAUUAGUCUGAUUUUAUUCUAACUGGCCAGUGUGUUUGUCUUUCCCUGAGUUUGGCAGUAAAACUAAA